AUGUCGACGACUUCCACUAUCACCACCGCCGCCAACAUCGCCACGGCCACCAACACUACCGCCGCCACCACCGCCACUGCCACCGACGUCGAUCUGAUCGAGAAAUUGCACGAGAUUCCCUCCUUCAGCGACAAAUACGCCCAGCGGCAAUGGGCCAAAGAACACAUGGCUGGCGCGUUUCGCAUCUUCGCCAAACUCGGCUACAAUGAUGGGGCGGGCGGGCAUAUUUCGCUGCGAGAUCCGGUGAAGCCGGAUUGUUUUUGGAUCAAUCCGUACGCCGUUCAUUUCGGCCUGAUCAAAGCCAGUGAUUUGAUUAUGGUGAAUGAACACGGCCAUCCCCUGACGCCGACCAAGCAUAAAGUCAACAAGGCGGGAUUCAUGAUCCACGCGGCUCUGCACAAGGCUCGUCCGGACGUCAAUGCCGCAUGCCACACGCACUCGCCCUACGGUCGAGCCUGGUCGGCGUUCGGGAAGCCGAUCGAAAUGCUGAACCAGGACGGCUGCUUCUUCUACAAUGACCUGGCUGUCUACGAGGGCUUCGGCGGCGUCGUGCAUGCCAUGGAGGAAGGCGAGAAUAUCGCGAAUGCGCUGGGCCCGCUGAAGAAGAAUGUCAUUCUGCAAAACCAUGGAAUCCUGACCUGCGGCGGCACCGUCGGCGAAGCAGUCGCUUUCUUCAUCGCCCUCGAGCGCGCGUGCCAGGCUCAGCUCCUGGCCGAAGCGGCCGCCGCAAACGGCGUGCAGAAGAAAUAUAUCGGCGACAAGGAGGCUGCAUAUACCAAGGAACAGUCCGGCACUCCAGCCGUGUUGUAUAUGCAGUUCAAGCCUGAGUAUGAUAUGAUAUUGAAGGAGAGCGGUGGGGAUUUUCUUGACUGA
Molecule: messenger RNA, 873 nt
Organism: Capronia epimyces CBS 606.96
Lineage: Eukaryota; Fungi; Ascomycota; Eurotiomycetes; Chaetothyriales; Herpotrichiellaceae
Product: L-fuculose-phosphate aldolase
Exons: 3
Coding region: 1-873 (290 amino acids)
Cellular component (GO): cytoskeleton
Molecular function (GO): actin filament binding
Source: RefSeq, a predicted model, not a curated record